This is a messenger RNA of Bufo bufo (common toad), 1575 nucleotides long. It is a transcript of the gene ZMYND19, whose product is annotated as zinc finger MYND-type containing 19. Bases 536 to 1102 code for a protein of 188 amino acids. The record is from RefSeq and is a predicted model, not a curated record. The transcript is spliced from 7 exons. Lineage: Eukaryota; Metazoa; Chordata; Amphibia; Anura; Bufonidae.
GGUCAGUCGGUGUCCCAGGCCCCGCCCCUUCUGGGUGUCGCCUGUGAGCGCGGUAGGGGGAGAGGCGGUGCGUGGCAUCCCAGGUCUCCCUCGUGUGGCGUCGGGGCGAGCCCGGUCGGUCGACCUUUCACGUAGCCGGCGGCCGUUACCGUCGAAGUGGGAGGGGCUUCGCCUACCGAAGACGUGGCUUUAACCGCGCGAGGCGGACGAGAAGGGGGACAGUGGCGUGCGUGGUGUCACUCCCUCCUACCACACCGACCAUGACUGACUUCAAGCUUGGCAUCGUGCGACUCGGUCGGGUGGCCGGCAAGAUCACUGCUUGCUGUCAGUGAGUGGGGGGCGUUCUUGUUUGCCUCCAGUGGCUGAAAACCUUCACAGACCCAGUAAUUGGCACGGCGGAGCAUCUGUCACAAUUGUAUCCAGUCUUGACUGAUCCAUUAUAUCAAUUGAUGUUUCCAUUCACUGACAGAUAAAGUAUACAUUAAUCGAUGAGCAGGACAUCCCGCUGGUGGACAACUAUUCAUUUGAAGCUCGGAUGGAGGUGGACGCUGACGGGAACGGUGCGAAGAUCUUCGCCUACGCUUUUGACAAGCACAAGGGCAGGGGGUCUGGGCGUCUGCUCCAUGAAUUAUUAUGGCAGAGGCAUAAAGGAGGGAUCGCUCCCGGCUUCCAGGUCCUGCACCUCAACGGCAUCACGGUGGAUAACAGGCUGGACAAUCUGCAGCUGGCGCCCUGGGGCUGGAAACCGGAGGUGGAAGAAGUGUCAAGCAAGCAGAGGGAGCAGUCCCUCUAUUGGCUAGCGAUACAGCAGCUCCCCACCGACCCAAUCGAGGACUUGUUUCCACUGCUGAACGUCACCCGCUGCUACAACGCCAAUGGAGAGGUCGUCCGGGAAGAGGAGAAUUCCUGCACUUACUACGAAUGUCACUACCCCCCAUGCACCAUGAUGGAGAAGCAGUUACGUGAAUUUAAUAUAUGUGGUAGAUGCCAACUAGCAAGAUACUGUGGUACCCAGUGCCAACAGAAAGACUGGCCCGCUCACAAAAAACACUGUUCGGAGAAGAUCCGGAUCAUGAACUGCGAGCCGGACCCCGAGCGGUGACUGGAGCGGCGCGGCUGUUCCAUUGCUGUACAUGAUCCAUUAUCUGUGUCCAUAGAGGCCGGGAUGUUGUGUUUUUUUGCACACGUACGAGUGACUGGUCGCGGAGGCCCAGAGGCACUGAGGAUAAUCCUGUGACGCUUGAGUUGGGGGGCGUAGGACCCUGACGCUGGACAAUGCCGCCCCGGGUGGAGCGGGGCUCCUCCAGUAUUACACACUGACUACUGUGACCGCUCCGGCCGGGGGCCCCUAAUUUAUGUCGUUUGUAAAUUUAAAGUUCUCUUGUUUAUUAUUAUUAUUUUUUUGCCAUUUUUAUAAUGUUUUGGUCUGAGCGCCCGUCGCUCCCCGGAUCGGCGUUCUGCCGUAUAUUUUGUGCCAAUUUUUCCUUUACCAGCUCCGAGGCACAAACCACGUGGACGCAUCAAGUUUGGGAUCUGGAAUAUUAUGCAUGUAAAUUAAAAGAAAAGUAGACUGUC